AUGAGUGAUGCUGAACAUCCCCUCGAACGUGACACCGAGGAGAACGAACCUAUCAACUUCGAAUGGACUCCUGAACUUGUGAAGAUUGGAACCUCUCGUGGCGAUAUACAUCCGUCCAUUGGUCAGCUCGAAUUCUACAAGGACUCUGCAAUAUGCAAGUACCGGCCCGGAAUGACUCUACCAGACCCUGCAGACACGCAGGAGUGUCUUAGGUGGGUUGGUCUAUCCGACAAGAAGAUAGCUGAGGUGGAACAAAAGUUCAACGCACUACAUCCAGAUUAUCAAGGGCCUAGCAGUGGAUAUGAUGAGAAAUUUAAGCAGUAUGCAUAUGCCGACAAUGAAAUUACAUUCCCCAAGAUUGAGGAAAUUAUGCAUAUUUUCAUUCGAGGAAUGCAUGAUGACCACGAUGAGUUUGAAUAUACCCACAAAGGCUACAUUGAGGUAUCCGGCUAG
Penicillium crustosum is the source of this 453-nucleotide messenger RNA. RefSeq lists its product as uncharacterized. The coding region runs from base 1 to 453 and encodes 150 amino acids. The record is from RefSeq and is a predicted model, not a curated record. The transcript has 2 exons. NCBI's taxonomy places the organism in Eukaryota, Fungi, Ascomycota, Eurotiomycetes, Eurotiales, Aspergillaceae.